AUGAAGCGCCUCGAGGGUUUGUCGCGGGGCGGCAGCUCGGCUUCUACGUUCGGCUCUCUCUCCCGUGUGUGCGCCUCGUCUUCCUCGCUGCCUCCUCGCUCUUGCUCUUCUUCCGUCGCGCCCUCUGCGCUGCACGCCACGCCCGCCGCCGCGUCUGCGUCGCCCUCCCUCUCCACGUCGACUCGAGGGCCUCCGUCGCUCUUGACGCCGCUCAGGAGAGCGUCGUCGUCUCUUUCUCUCUCUGGAUCUCGCACGCCGCCUUCUUCUUCGACUUCUUGUUGUCAGGUCUCGCCUCAAAAGCAGCGCCUGCUGGCACCCUCUUCAGUCUUCAAAAAACCGUCUUUUGCCUCCUCCGCGCUCUCUUCGUCGGCCUCGCUGCCCUCUUCCACGGCGGCGGGGCUGUCGGCGUCGUCAUCGCUGCGCUUGACGCCAGAGAAAUCGUUCUUUUCCAAGACAUCGCGAAAAAAUGCCUCACCGCCACUCCAAGACGCGAGCGACGAUGGCGUGCAUCCGGAUGCUUCGUCGUGCGUAUGUACACCGCAUCCGAGAGGAAGCGAAGAGGGUGGUACGCGGCAGGCGAGCGCCGCACUUCCGCCGCCUCAAGAGAGGCUUGCCAAAUUCGGACGCGAGGCAGUAAAGACGGAGGGAGUAGGCGAUGAGCUGCUUCUGAACCGGAAGUUCGUCGGUGAUAAAGGCUGCAAAGGCGUCGCAGCUUCGCUCAUGCGAAAGACGAACUUUGUCCGCAUUGAUCUCUCUGCGAACAACAUCAGUGCAGAGGGUAUCGCCGCUCUUCUACCAGGAUUGUCAGUCCAGCGCGGCCUGCGGCACCUCGAUCUUAACUGGAAUGCCCUUUCCGCUGCAGGAACCUCCAUCGAAGCGUCUGGCGGCUCGCGGGCGUCGUCCAGGUGUAUGUACACCUUGCAGAGCUUCUGCGACUGGAUCGCCGCACACAGCGCCCUAAGGACCCUGAGCCUCUCGCACUGCCGGUUGGGCAAUGAGGGCGCGGCCUGCGUCGCGGAUCUUCUCAGCAGGAACACGAGUCUGGUGUCCCUCGACUUGAGUUACAACGGCAUGGGGGCGGCAGCCUGCACGCGCCUUGCGCAGGCGGCAGAGGCCUCAAAUUUCACCCUGCUUCACGUCGACCUGGGCGGGAACUGCGCCGGCUGCCAGGCGCUGGAGCUCCUCGCGCGCGCGUGUGCCCGCAACCGCCUCAAGCGCCAAGUUCGGCGCCAGCACGAGGACGCCGAAGAGCGAACGGCGCUCCGCGAUGAACAGCUGAAGAGGCAGCAGCUGCAGACCUACGUGCUACAACUCGAGAAAGAAAUGACGCUCCGACAGGAAGAGUUUGGCAAGCUGAUGGACGGCAUGCUUGCGGACGCGGCGGAGGCCUCGCGUAAGCUAGAGAGGGCGCAAGAGGAGACUCGCGAGCUGAGAGAGAGGCUGCGAAACGCCGACUUCGAACUCAUCGCAGAAAGGAGGAAUGCGCGGGACGCCGCGAGCCUCAAGAAAGAGCUCCAAGCCCUGCAAGCGACAGUCUGCAAUCGGGAGCAAGAGAGCUCGGCGCUCGAGUCGCGGCUGCGAGAAGUCGAGACGGAGAAGCAGCUGCAGGAUGAGGAGCUGCGCGCGCUGCGUCUGCGUCAGCAAGAGGCCGCGGACGCGGCGGUGUUCAUUCAGCAGAGCUUGGAUGACACGAACGCCUCCAACAAAAAGCUGGAGGCCUGCGUGCAGCAGAAGACGCAGCGCAUCGAAGAGCUCCGCGGGCAACUGGCGUCGGCUGAGCGGGCGGCGGAGGAGAGGAGCGAGGCGCUUCUUGCGCAGCUGCAGAGUGCGCUUGACGCGAAACGCGGACUUGAAGACACACUCAACAAACUGAGCACGGAGAAGGAGCACAUGGAACAGCGAAACCUGCAACUCGCCUGGGCGCUGGAGGCAGAGGAACGCGACAGCCAACAGCGACGCGCGCAGCAGGAACAGAAACGAAAAGAAGAGCAAAGGCUGCUCGCUGAGCAAGCGGAAGAAUGGAAAAACAGACUGAAGAGGCAACUCACCGAGCACAACGCGCAGGAGGAGCGCUGGAAAGAAGAGCGACUCGAUCUCUUUCAGAGGCUGCGACAGAGUCAGCAAGCGACGUGUGAUGCCGAGACCGAAGUCUCUGCGCUGAGGCACCGCGAGCGACAGCGAGACGUCCACGCGCAGGCUGCAGAGGAGGAGCUUUGCCAGCUGAGGCAGACACUCGUUGCCCGCGAGGAUCAGCAGCGCCGCGAACGGCAGGAGCACGAGGCGCUGCUUCUCGCGCAGAGGCGGAAAGAAGAGCAGUGGCGGGCGACCCUCGCCGCGAGUGAAGCCGCUGCAGGCGAGGCUCGGCUCCGCGAAGAAGCCAAGCGCCAGGAAGCGACACACCUGGAGGACGCGCUAGCGCAGAGAGACGCGGUGAUCAAAUCGCUCCAGGAGCAGAUCCAACAGAGCAAACAAGACUUAGCGAAGAGCCACGAAGCGCGCCAGCAGCUGGAGCGCGAGCGCGUGGAGCAUGCACGCGAGUUGAGGGAAGCGAGAGCGCGGGCGAAGAAGUUGGAAGAAGACUUUCAGCGGAAAUGCAACGAAGCGUUCGAGGCGCUGCGCCUGUCCCUGAGCACAGCCACGUCGAUUCUUGUUUCUGUGGAGGACGGCGACGCAGCCUGA
This is a messenger RNA of Besnoitia besnoiti, 2679 nucleotides long. Its product is annotated as putative myosin heavy chain. Bases 1 to 2679 code for a protein of 892 amino acids. Gene Ontology annotation, molecular function: protein binding. The record is from RefSeq and is a predicted model, not a curated record. NCBI's taxonomy places the organism in Eukaryota, Apicomplexa, Conoidasida, Eucoccidiorida, Sarcocystidae. The transcript is spliced from 12 exons.